Chinchilla lanigera (long-tailed chinchilla) is the source of this 3991-nucleotide messenger RNA. It is a transcript of the gene Palb2, whose product is annotated as partner and localizer of BRCA2. The transcript is spliced from 13 exons. Bases 14 to 3712 code for a protein of 1232 amino acids. NCBI's taxonomy places the organism in Eukaryota, Metazoa, Chordata, Mammalia, Rodentia, Chinchillidae. The record is from RefSeq and is a predicted model, not a curated record. Gene Ontology annotation, biological process: double-strand break repair via homologous recombination. Gene Ontology annotation, molecular function: protein binding; DNA binding. Gene Ontology annotation, cellular component: nucleoplasm.
UUGGCCGGGGCGGAUGGCGCGCCUGGCCGCGUGCGCCGCCGCCAGGUCGCGGUCUGAGGGCUUCCCGGUCCCUCGUUCCUCCCCGCGGUGCUUCUCGGACCCGAGGCGUCUGGGUGUCCGUGCCCGCCGGUCCAGGGCUGGCGACGGCUGCUCUUUCCGUUGGGCCUCCGUCCCCAUGGAGGAGCCUCCCUGGAAGCCCCUCAGCGGUGCGGAGAAGGAAAAGUUGAAGGAAAAACUAGCGUUUUUGAAAAGGGAGUACACCAAGACACUGGCCCGUCUUAAGCGUGCCCAAAGAGCUGAGAAGGUUAAGAAUUCUGUGAAGAAAACAGUAGAACAGGAUUGCUCGCUCCCGUAUAAAAUCUCACCACAGCAAGACAACCCAGCACCUAGAAACGAAGGAUCUCCUUGUGAAAAAUUACAGAUCAGUACCCAUCUUGAUGAGGAAACUGGAGAAAAGAUCUCUGUGACACUUCAUGUUGAACCCAAGUCUUAUAACUGUGAAGAUGGCCUAGGAGAAGGGUUGUGUUCACAAAGAACAGAUGACAGCCAAGAACAUCCACCCUGUAAGGCCUGUGAUCCUGUUAGUGAAAAAAGACGGACUGAACUGCCAGGGGAAGAAAAGCAGCCGAAGAGAACACUUAACUCACAGGAAAGAGAGGGUUUCUUUGACAUCAGUUCACUCAUACCCUCUGGCAAAAGAUUAAAGGAACAGGAGGCAAUCAAUAACAAAAAUCCUAGGUUAUCAGUAACUGAAGUAACUCACCUUCCGAGUCCUAAAUCCGAACUCCUAGAUUUUUCAGCACCAGCUACAGAAGAUGAUGGAGAGAGUGAAUUAAUUCCACCAACUGCUGAGUCAGAAAGAGCUAUUGAGAUAUCCUCAAGACGAAAUAGUUUUUUCAAGGAGACCGCAGCUCCUUGGCUCACUUUAUCAGACAGCAGUGAUAGUCAGCACCUCGAACAUACGCCCUCUAAAGGUCACUGUGAGCUUACGUCUCAGGAGUUUAAAAACAUUACCUCUGUUUCACCCAUAAAUCUGGAAGCACAAGGCAUAAAAAUGACUGUCUGCACAGAUAAUUCAGUGUUAAAUGAAGCUGUAAGUACGAGUAGCCAACUGCCUAAAAGUGCUAAUGAGGCAGGUAAUGCAUGCUCUGUAAACGAACUCACUUACAAUAACUCAUCAGCAAAUAAAUGCCAAAAUGUAAAUGAAAAAAAUCGCACGGAGAAAUCUGUAGAAUCUCCCAGUAAUACCCUCAGUUGUAGAAAUGUGAAUCUUCCGGAAGAUGAAGUUCUAAGUCACCCUAAAAAUCUUGGCCCAGAAGCAGUCUCUGUUUCUACAGAAAAUCCGAUACAUUCUUGCACGGUGCUUGAGGGCCUUCUGUUCCCUGCAGAAUACUACGUGAGAACAACACGCCGCAUGUCAAACUACCAGAGGAAAGUGGCCCUGGAAGCUGUAAUUCAGAGUCAUUUGGGUGUUAAGAAAGGGAUUAAAAACAAAAUUAAGGAAGCAACUAAAGGUUUAGAGCUUUCCAAUGAAGAAACUGACCGGGGUGAAGUUAGGAUGUCAGGUGCACGCACGGUUCACCCAAGUUCAAAAAGUCCUCUGGAAUUUCUCUCAUUAGCUGAAGCCACCUCUCCUGCUCGACCGGCUGCAGAUGACGACUGUCCUAGCAAGGCUGCUUCCCAGCCAUGCGGUAGAACAAACAGAAGACAAAGAAAAUCAGCCAGCGCCCCGGCACUAGAUCACUGGGAACUGCUUUUGCCAGCUUCCAGCAUGUUCACUGUGCACACGUCCGAGGAGGAAGUGAUACUGCACAAACAUCGGGAUGGACAGGCAGUUACGCACGGGAAGGAAGGUCAUUGUCCAGUAGAGGAGUGCCUUUCUCCCAGCGGUAAUGCUUCUCUGGCUUUGGGUGAUGACGCUUUCGCUUCUCCAUCUCGUAAGAACGAAAUGCUGAGUUUAAAGCCACUGUUGUCGUGUCUCAGCGUGACAGACUUCGAGUUACCUGAUGAGGACUUCGGGCCUCUUAAGCUUAAAAAACUGAAGUCCUGCUCAGAAAAACCAAGCGAACCUCUUGAGUCAAACACAUAUGGAGGGAGACAUCUAAAAGAAGGAAAUGAGAUUGUUCCGCAGGAAGUGAUUCCUAAACAAAUAGGUACAGCAACAGAAGACUUGGAAGAGGACCUGGUUCUACCAGAAAAAGCACAUCUUCAAAUGCCAAGCCAGAAAUGGCAGCCUACGGACAAAGGCCUUUCUUCAUCCAUAUUACUUUUUACCCCUUUACAUUCUGCCGCUCCUAGUGAUGGUAACCCCCCUGCCGCAGAGCUGUGUUCACCGGCUUUCCCCUUUGUGGGCACUACUCCCGCCUUCGGCUCCCCGGCAUGCUCUGGAACAGAGUCCGCUGAAGCUGGGCAAACCGGCUGUACGCCCCAGCUUUCUCACUUGAAAGACCCAGUCAUUCCUGCUAGGGAUAGUAGACAGUGUGACAGUUUAACCAGCCCAUCGGAACUGGAGACCAGCUUGCACGUGUCAGGUGGGCGAGGACAAUCUGCCUGUGACCGCGACUCCGGCCCCCAAGCAGCACCACCCACUGAGUCAUGUACUUUCAGGGAAAAUGAGCUCUGUGGAGACACACACCUGGAGUUGCACAAGCAUUGUGUUGAACAGACUGAAAUGGCAAAUCUUCCUGUUUGUGAUAGCUUAAACUCGGGCAGUCUGCAGUUGGUUUCCAAAUUAAAGAAUCCUUCCAGUUCCUGUUCCGUGGACGUGAGUGUCACGUGGUGGGAGGAAGCUGGUUUCAGAGAACCGUGUAUCAUAACUGCUUGUGAAUAUGUGGUUUCUGUCUGGAAACCUGUGGACCCUUCUCAGUGGGAAAAAAUUCAUACCUGGCACUUCACAGAGGUUCCGGUAUUACAGAUAGUUCCAGUGCCUGACGUUUAUAAUCUUGUAUUUGUAGCUUUGGGAAAUUUGGAAAUCAGAGAAAUCAGGGCCUUAUUUUGUUCCCCUGAUGAUAAAAGUGAAAAGCAGAAGCUACUGAAAUCUGGAAACAUAAAAGCUGUGCUUGGCCUGACAAAGAGGAGGCUUGUUAACAGCAGUGGGACCCUCUGUGAUCAACAAGUAGAAGUCAUGACAUUUGCAGAAGAUGGAGGAAGCAAGGAAAAGCAAUGUUUGAUGUCCCCCGAAGAAACUGUCCUAACUUUCGCUGAGGUCCAAGGGCUGCAGGAAGCCCUGCUUGGUACGACUGCCGUGAACAGCGUCCUUAUCUGGAAUUUAAAAACUGGCCGGCUCCUGAAAAAGAUGUGCAUUGAUAGUUGUUACCAGGCGACAGUCUGUCACAGAGCCUACUCUGAAAUGGGGCUCCUGUUUGCCCUCCUGAGUCAUCCUUGUGCCAAAGAGACUGAGUCCUCGGGCAGCCCUGUGUUUCAGCUGAUUGUGAUUAACCCUAAAACGGCCCUGAGCGUGGGUGUGAUGCUGUACUGUCUUCCACGAGGGCAGGCUGGAAGGUUCCUGGAGGGGGACGUGAAGGGCCACCUCGCAGCGGCGGUCUUGACCUCCGGCGCGGCCGCCGUCUGGGACUUGCUUCUAGGCCGCUGCACCGUUCUCGCGCCUGCCAGCCCUGACCGCAGCUGGUCUUUCGUGAAAUGGUCAGGUCCAGAUUCUCGCUUGCUGGCCGGACAGAAAGAUGGGAGUGUAUUUAUAUACCGCUACUCCUGAGGGAAGGGGGAGACAGCUGUCUGAACAUGGCUGGCCUCCUGGUGUUUGGAGUUACAGCUGUAAAGGAUAGUACCUGACAUUUAAAGUAAUGACUUGUGUGCGUCCUGGCAGACCUCCGUUCCGUUGUGCUGAUGGCGGUGGCACUGCUGACCUCAGUACUCGUUUCUCCUCACUAAAGGGCAGAGGCUCGGGGUGGACUUCUGUAAUUGCCCACGUUCGCACAGUUGCUGUUAAAGGUCUAUGUAAAGCUUCAAACGUCAAUAAAUAUUUAUUUUGAUA